Messenger RNA from Rana temporaria (common frog), 4690 nucleotides. RefSeq lists its product as uncharacterized. Gene Ontology annotation, molecular function: zinc ion binding. The coding region runs from base 1 to 4323 and encodes 1440 amino acids. Lineage: Eukaryota; Metazoa; Chordata; Amphibia; Anura; Ranidae. The transcript has 23 exons. The record is from RefSeq and is a predicted model, not a curated record. Gene Ontology annotation, biological process: regulation of apoptotic process.
AUGCUGAAUAGCAAAGAUGUCCUGAUUAUGAAGGUGGUAAAACCUUCCCGGAGGUCAAGUGGCAUAGUGCAAUUUGUUAAACAUCAUGCUUUGGAUCUUAUAAGAGAAGUGGCUUUGGUGGAUCCCAUCCUAUAUGAUCUUAUGAGUCAGAAACUGAUAACAAAGGAUCAAUAUGACAAGCUUUGUAGUAAUACAACCUCUCAGAAGAAGAUGAGAGAGCUCUACAAAUUUGUCAGUGGCUGGAGUGAUGGCAGAAAUGUCACAUUUUAUGACUCACUAUUGAAACAUAACAAGAAGCUCAUUAAAUACCUGGAACAUCAAGACAAACUGCCAACCCCACAUAAGGAGCACUUUGUGGACAGACAUCAGCAGGAACUGAUAAAAGGAAUGACGAGUAUGAUGGAGCUCAUUUUACCUCAUCUUCGAAAAGAGCGUCUGCUGAAAAAAGACCAAUUUCACAAAAUAUCCACGGAGGCUACACCUAAGGAAAAGAUGGAAAUGCUUUACUACUAUAUCAAAACAUGGGAUAUUACACACAAAGAUAUUUUUUAUGAUAUAUUAAAAAAAUUGAAUUGUCAAAUAAUUAGUCGCCUGGAAGAGAAAGACAAGAAGAAACCAUUAAAACCAACUUUUUCAAAGCACUUUGUGGACAGACAUCAUCAGGAUCUAAUAAAUUGGGUGUAUGUUUUGCAACCCAUCUUAGACAGUCUUCUAAAGCAACAUCUCCUGUCAAAAGAACAGUAUGAAUCAAUCUGCAGCAAAAUAAAUUCUCAGGAGAAGAUGAGAGAUCUGUACAAUGUAGUCAGAGGCUGGGGUGAUGGUGACAAGGACACAUUAUAUAAUGCAUUAGGAAAUCAUAACAGACUGCUCAUUAGAGACCUGGAAUAUCAGGACAUGGAGUGGCCCCUACCAUCCAGAACUUUCUCUAUGUCUCUGAAUCAGUCAAAAUGGACACACAAACAUCUCCUACUCUACACUCUAGAAUAUCUGUUAUUGGAGGAAUUGAAACAUUUUACAAAGAAACUCUCUAAUUUUACUUAUAAAGACAGACCAACCCUACAAUUUGGAAUGCUAGAAAAUGAAGACAGUACAUCUUUAAGUGACAAACUUAUAAACCAUUAUGGGGAGUUCACUGCUCUGGAUGUGACUAACCAAGUACUCAAAUCAAUUAGUUUAAAUAGAUUUGCAGUGGAGCUACAAGAUGGCAUACAUCUAUGCGGUUUGAGAAGACCUGAAGUCAUUCUGACAUUUAUCAUGGAUGAACUGGAGCAGUUUGAUUUUAGACUAUUCAAAGACAAAUUAUUUGAACUCCAUAAAGAAGACAAACAUCCCAUUCCAAAGAGACUAGUAGAUUGUGCCGAUAGGAUUACCACAACCGACCUUCUCAUUUGGAUCUAUGGUGAAAAAGAGGCUAUGCUUGUGACUGUCCAAAUACUUUGCAAGCUCUAUAGUUUUGAAAGAUCAGAAAAAGUAGAAAGAUUAACAAGGGAUUUAGAGAACUGGAUCGUAACUCAAGGCAUCAACAAACAAGAUUUCCGUGAAGGUGAGGUUGCAGCCUCCAAAGUGACAGUUGAGAGUUUUGCCCCACAGCCAGGAAGUAGUCAAGAUUUUGAUUUCCAGGUGCUUGAGAAGGCCAACCUUGAUCAAAGUGAGCCAAAUUCAGCUUCCCAGACAGGACCUAAACAUCAAGUGUCUUCUAAGGAAGAGAAUACACAGUCAUGCAGGAUGACAUUUGAUCUGAAAAAUGAAAUGAAGUGCUCAGUUUGCCUCGAAGUUUUUACUGACCCUACAACUCUGAUGUGUGGUCAUAAUUUCUGCAUGAAAUGUAUUGAGAAAUCAUGGAACAGUCAAUCGCAAGGGAAAUAUACAUGUCCCAACUGUAAGCACAAAUUUGAAGAUAAACCAAAGCUGAAAGUUAACUGUGCCCUGCGCGAGGUGGCGAGGAUUAUUAAACCGAGAUGGUCAAAGCCAAAGAACGGAGAGAUGAACUGUACUUACUGUACUGAGACUACUGAAGAUGCUGUUAAAUCUUGUCUGCUGUGUGAAGCUCUCUUAUGUAAUAUUCACCUAAAUGUACAUAGCAAAGAAAAGGAACACAUCCUAAUAGAACCCACCACUUCCUUCAAGGAGAGAAAAUGCUCCAUUCAUAACAAAGUCCUUGAACAUUAUUGUAUUGAUGAUGAUGUCUGUGUCUGCUCCUUGUGCUGCAUAUAUGGCGAACACAAAGGCCACCAGGUGGAAAAAGUAACAAAGGCAGCUGAGAAAAAGAAAAAUGAUCUGAGGAACGUCCAAAAGGAACUAACCUGCAAGGAAAAAAACAUUGAGGAACUUCUAAAGUGCUGCGGUGAGGCACAGGCGGCUUCUGAUACAGAGCUGUUUCACAAACUGUUGGAGGUUCUCGAGUUGAAAGUUCCUGGUGACACUUCCAUACAGGAAGGUUGGUCUUUAUUCUCAGUCCCUGAUCUGAUCCAGAAGGCAGAGAAAAGGAAGAAUCAGCUGUCCCAAAAAAUAGAUAAUAUUAAAAAGUGCCAGGAAAUGGACCCAAUACUUUUCUUGCAAGAUCAAAAGAAAGAACGUGUUAAUAAAAGUUUUCAGUCUCAGACUGUAGACGCUUCGGAGACGUUCCCGAAAGAAACGUCAAAUUCUUCUUCACGUGUAGAUGAUGUGGAUUGGGACCCCUGUGAACAGAGUGAUGAUCCUGAGAAAAUGCAUUUGACGUCAAGCUUCAGUGAAAGUUUCCAGUCUAAUGAAGAUGUUUUGGACAUGUCAACAGGAGGUUAUGUUUCUUCACCUUUUGAGGGCCGGAAUCAUGAUGAUACUUUGAACUCAUAUCCUGGUGGAAGUUUACAUUCUAUAGAUUUGGACAAUCUUUCGGAAGAAAUUUCUGUUUCUUCUUCAGAUUCAGUUAUAGUGGACUGGAGCACCGUUGAGGAGGACAAUGAUUCGGAUAAAAAUUUGUUGUCAUGCUCCAGGGAAAGUCUUCAGUCCCAGAGACAUGCUCUAAGUUUGUCAGAGGAGUCUUCCAUUUCUUCGCAUUUAGAUGAUGUAGACUGCGACCUCUGUGGAAAGGAUCAUGAUCCUGAUGAUAUUUUGAUUGUCCCAGAAAUAAAUGGAAAUACAUACAAAUUGGAACUGAAAUCUGCUGGGCUUUUUCGCUGUUCGAAAACGGGAAUUAAAUUCCAAGUGAGACAUCCAGUAACAAUGGAAUAUGAAUUGGAAUCCUGGUAUGAGUAUAUGGAGUUUCUCCGGUAUCAAGGAUCAGAAGUAGUGGGACCUCUGUUCAACAUUAAGACACCUCAAGAACCAGACAUAGUGUCUGCUGUGUACCUACCUCAUUAUGUGUGUUUGAAAGAGCUGAGUGAAGGCACAUCUCGGAUCAUUUGCGCUCAUUUUAAAGAUGGAAAUUUGAGUGUGGAAAAGCCAGCAAGAAUUCUACCGUUCCAUGUCGUCCUAGAAAAUCCUUCGUUUUCACCCCUCGGGACUUUGUGGCACUAUUUACCGGAUAUGUUGACCAAGCAUAUACCAAUACAUGGCAAAGUACUUCUCUAUUUCAGAGUAGUUGGAAAAAAUCAUGUUCAAUAUCAAAUUCAUCUGUACCUGGUGCCCAUUUUUACAACAAUGAGCCAGGAUUUAGAAAAGUCAAAGGAGAACAAUGGUUUUGAGAAGAUUGAUAAACCUUCAAGAACUACAAGCCGAAUCUACACAGAGAAAAAAUUCAUUGUGAGGGGAUCAACGAUAACUCAUGUUAUGCCAACGGAGCUGGAAAUGCUGUCCAUCUCUCCACUCGACAACUUCGUAGAUAUCAUCAUAAAUGCACCAGUGGACAUAAUUGAAUUAUGUCUAGUGCAAAAAGACAGCGAGGAGAAUGUUUGGGGCUGCCUCAUGAGCACAGGAGAAAUUGAAAUGUUACAACCAACAAUUCCAAAAUUGAAAAGACCUAAAGAGGAGAUGGACAUGGAGGAUGAACAGCAGGGACAACCAUCUAAGAAGGCAAAACAGGUUUCUCUCCCACGCUCUCUAAGCGAACUACUUCUAAAUACGCUUCAAAAGAUACCGGAAAAAAAGUUUGAAGAAUUCAAAAAAUGUCUGACGGAUGAAGAAUUUCUUAUCAGAAACCAAUACGACUCAAUGAGGACCUCAGAACUGGAGAACAAGGACAGAAUGGAAGUGUCAGGACUUCUGAUAAGACGCUACACAACUGAAAAAGCAUUGCCUAUUACUUUUCUUGUGCUGGACAGAAUUGGUGAGAAACAACUUGCAAAGAACCUCAGACCUUGUCUAGAUGCCAAGACAUUGAAUGACAUUGAUGCCACCAUCCUGUGAAAGCUUCAAACCAUCACCAGACCAUCAUCAUUCCCUUGCCAUGCCAUGAAGACUUCGGGAAACAUGGGUGGAAUGGUGGUUAUGUGAAUAGCAAAUUUGUUUUGUAGCUCUGGGUUUAAAUCUAAGUAGGGAGACUUUUUCUUGGGUUUGUAUGUUCUUCCUAAGAUUUGUCCAGGUUCUCCGGUUCCAUCCCACGAAACCCAAAUUAAUGAAUCAAUUUACUUCCUUCCUAUCUUGGUUUGAGCAUGUGUUGGGAACAUAGACAUAUAAAUCUGUGAGCUCCAUCUGGUAACAUAGAUUGCCAUCAUUUAUACUCUUAUAGCCGGAUUCAGAAAGACUUACGCCGACGUAUCUACAGAUACUCCGC